Scutellospora calospora is the source of this 1113-nucleotide messenger RNA. NCBI's taxonomy places the organism in Eukaryota, Fungi, Glomeromycota, Glomeromycetes, Diversisporales, Gigasporaceae. The record is from the annotation of a GenBank genome assembly.
UCUUUGAACGAACCUUUGGCUCUACCUAAUCAACAAGAAUGUAAUUUUAAUCUAGAUAGAACAGAAUUUCUUCUAUUUCUUUCUUCUCUUUUAUAUAAUCGAGAUGACAAGAUGGUUCAUAAUGCACACGAAACACUCUCUAAUUUAAAUUUAAAGAAAAAGAUUCCAACUGAUAAAGAUUUACAGACUAUCUUAAAACUUCUUCAUGAUAGUGAAAACUCAAUAAGAGAACAGAUUGAUCAAUUUGAUCUUAAAUUUACUUCUAUAUCUGAGUUGAACCAUCUUGGUGGUUGCUACGCUGGCAUGUUUUGGUCCGAGAAAGAUAACUUUAUUGUUGUGGCAUUUCGAGGAACUACUACAACUAGUUUUGCUCAAAUGUUAACUGACAUAAGUUUUCAACGUAUGGAUGCAAGACGAUACCUUUUUGGUAAAGUUCACGAAGGUUAUUAUAAAUCACUUUUUGAAACUAAUAAUUCAAAACAUUGUGCCGCAAUAAGAAUGGCAAAUACUAUUCGAAUUAAAGUUGCAGAAAUUAAUCAAAAGAAUAAUUUACCAGUAAAUUUAUGGAUUACAGGACAUUCUAUAGGUGGUGCAUUUGCUACAUUAUUUUAUUCUUGGUUAAUGAAAUCACCUACAAAUUUAGAUGAAAAUUGUAUUUUACGUGAUGCUUUCACUUUCGCAAGUCCUGCUUGUGUUGAUAAUGAAUUCGCUACACAAUUUUCUUUAUUAUCUAAUGAUCCUUUAAAUUAUGGUAAAAAUUUAUGGAGAAUUAUUACAGAUAAUGAUAUAAUUCCUAGAAUACCUCCUACAUUUGAUAAUCAACUCUUAAGACGUUUUACAAGAAGAAUUAAUGUUUUAAAUAAUUCUCAUAUUGGAAAUGAAGUUCGAUUUUUCCAUGAUGGUAGAAAACCUAUAUCAAAACAACAACAUUUAUUCAGAAAUAAUGAAUUAUUAAAACAUGGAUUAAAAUUAAAUGAAUUUAAUACUAUAAUGGAAAUUAGUGAUUCUUUAAAUCUUCAAAAUCUUAUUUCAAGACCACAAAGAAGAUUAGAAUUUGUUGAAAAAUCUAUUCCUGAUUGUUUCUUAAAUCAUAAAUCUUAUAGAUAUUUUGAG